Molecule: messenger RNA, 1740 nt
Organism: Parascedosporium putredinis
Lineage: Eukaryota; Fungi; Ascomycota; Sordariomycetes; Microascales; Microascaceae
Source: the annotation of a GenBank genome assembly
AUGACGCGCUGGGCUUCACUCUUCGCGGCGUGCUUGAUCGCGCCGCUGGCUCUUGCCAGCCCUUCCGCUCCUCGUCCGGACGGAAAGAUGUACGGUGCUGGGGCCAAGGUUGUGCGCAGUGGACCGCUCGUCUCGAGGGAGCCGGGUGCGCCUAUGGUGAGGCGCAAUGGGCUUGUGGCGAGGACUGAUACCCGGUCUAUCAGCUUCGAGCAGACCCUCGAGAACGAGCCACUGUUCAACAGCUCCGACAUCACUCUCUUCCCCGGUCCCUCUAUCGAGGUUGUCUGCAGGAAUUGCUGUUCCAAGGGUAGCGUUGACGCUACCUUUCCCUCGGACCUGACCGACAUUGUCAACCCCAAGUUCCGCAUCGACCUCACUGGUGUCGAGGCCCUUGUCGAGCUCGAUGUCGCGGGCCUCUUCGUCGACCUCGUCCUCCAGUUCGAGCUUUCGGGCGAGGUGGACAUGAGCGGUGGAUUCUACUUUAAGAUCCCCGAUGGCUCCUUCUUCGAGAUUGACAUCACCGAGGAGGGGCUUCACUCUGAGGAUUUCACUGGCGUCGUCUCCAAGGUCCUCCCCAUCACCAUCAACCGCGAUACCAGCGCCGCCGAGAUCAAGAUCGCCCUUCAGCUCCGCGCUUCCUGGGCCGGCGCCGAGCUCAAUGUCAACGUCGGUGCUUUUGCCCGCAUCGGCGCCUCCUUUGCCGACGAGUUCUUCGGCAUCGAGCCCACCGUCACCACCACCCUCUUUGCUCUUCCCAUCCCCACCGCCUGCCUCGUGCCUCUGGGCCAGCAGCCCGCCGUCCGCGUCACCCCUUGCCCACCGCGAGCUCCUUCGGCCAUUGCCUCGGCCGUGGCUCCCGGCGUGUCCCUGCCGCCGGAUGUGGUGGUCGUUGAUCCCGUCACCACCAUCCACAUCACGAGAACCGUCCAGAGGACCGAGACCGUGCCUACCCCCGUCGUCCUCGCUAAGCGCACCGAGGGCGUCGUUGCCCAGCUCACCGCCGUGGCCUGCGCCACCGCCGCCGUCGUAUGCCCCGCUGAGCUUCGCUCUACCGUUACCUACGAGGCCACCGUCUGCCCGCCCGCCGCCACCCGCUCCGCCGCCUGCUUCGGCCGCGAGACCGCCACUGCCACUGUGACCGUGGACCCUACUGCCGCCUUCACCGUCUCCGAGGCGCCUCCUGUGGGUUUCGGUACCCUCACUAGGGAUCCCCUCCCUACCCCCGGCUUCGGGUUCAUCACCCGGGAUCCCGCUGGCGCCAGCUCCGCUGCCACCACCACGACCGCCGCCGCCAGCGCCGAUGACGCUAGUGCCUCUGGUAGCGCUAGCGACUCGGCGUCGUCCGAGGCCGCUACUGGUGGUGCCGGUGCUGUUCUCGAAUCCGCGCCUCUCGGCCUCGCCACCCUGACCAUCUCCUCCGGUGCCGCUCCCACGCCCGGCAAUGCCGCGGCCGUGGGCGGCGACUCGGCUGGUUCCCCGCCUCUCGGCCUAGGUACCGCGAGCGUCGUGCCUGGUUCCGUCCCGAGCGCGGCGCUCGUCGCGGAGGCUGCCGCCGGUGGCUCCGACGCCGAUGCUCCUCCUAUUGGCCUCUCGACCAUCACUACCAACGUUGCGGGUGCGGGUCCUAGCGCCGUCAAUGCUGGCGCUGCUGCCUCGACGCCUUUGCAGAUUGCGGGAUCGACUCAGCUCCGCGGAAGCCUAUUGGCGCUUUCGCUUGCGGCUUUGGCACUUGUGCUGUAA